Molecule: messenger RNA, 5358 nt
Organism: Fonticula alba
Lineage: Eukaryota; Rotosphaerida; Fonticulaceae
Exons: 9
Coding region: 59-5098 (1679 amino acids)
Biological process (GO): regulation of GTPase activity; signal transduction
Cellular component (GO): cytoplasm
Molecular function (GO): protein binding
Source: RefSeq, a predicted model, not a curated record
CCCCCCCCUCGGGGCGCCCCCCAGUGGAGCCUCUUCCCACCCCGGCCGCUUGUGAAAGAUGCACCAACAUGCCGCCGAUGGCAACCUCUCAGCCCUCCUGCUGGAGAUCGUGCGCACCGGCCGGCGGGUUGACACUCUCGACACCGAGUCCCAAUCGUCAGCCCUCCAUGUUGCGUGCGAGCGGGGCCACCAUUGGGUGGUGAUGCUGCUGCUGAUGGCCCACGCCGACCCGAGCGCCCCCCGCUAUGACGGCAAGACGCCCCUGCAUUUGGCCGCGCAGAGUGGGCGUCUCGACAUUUGUCGCUUGCUCCUGCGAUGCCACGCGCCGGUCAAUGCCCAGGACGCCGGCCGUAACCUGCCCAUCCACCUGGCCAUCAGUCAUGGCAAGAGCCCGGACAUUGUUGGUCUGCUGGUCCUGGAGGGGUCGUACCUCAACCGGCCAAACAUCGACGGCGUGUCGCCACUCGACCUCAUCAAGCAACUGGUUGCCACCCAGGAAACCGCCGCUCCGAUCUCCAGCCGCCGACGCGCGGCACAGGCCUCCCGCUCGGCGGCCGCCACGGCCAACGCCACGGAGCUGCUCCAGAAGCGCUAUACCGACGCGAUUGCCGAUGCCCUUUCCAAGCGCAAGGCCAUUGCCCUGUUGGAUUCCACCCGCCGGGACCGCCUGCAGGCCGAGCGGCAGGCCCUCUUCCGCUUCGAGGUCUUUCAGGCCCUCUCGCGCUAUCUCGACACCCGGCCGGUGCUGUACAUGGACCCUGGCCUGCGCGCGCGGCCCCAGCACAAGAUCCCCCUGCCCUAUGUGCGCAUCAUGAAGCCCACCAAGGAUAGCUCGCUGGUCGACGGCGAUGGGCGUACCCUCAUCCUGUGGUUCCACACGCCCCACACAUUCACCGACAAUGAGCAAGCCCGCAGUGCGGAGUUCCGCUCCUUCCAGGCCAUGGAUCCGGACAUCGGGUCCGACACGACCGACUCCUCGGAGCUCAUUGCCACCACUUCCGACAGUGAGGAUGGCCAUCUGUCCUCGUCGACGGCCAGCGAUGGCACCAUUGGUGGCAUCCAUUCCACGCCCGGCCUGUCAAGCCAGUACUCCGGCUCGGUCGCCAGCAAUGCCAUGGUUCGGUCCACCUCAUCGGCCAGCUCCGUGCACAGCGGCUUCAGCUCCAUGUCCGCGGCUUCGUCCGCCUCCGGUGCCGGGUCCAUCUCCUCCAGUACCUCUUGCUCCAGUUUGAGCGCGGCCCUGAGCUCCUCCAUGCCGCGAUCCAUGCCUCCCUCCUCGCCCCCGGCGGCCUUCUCCGGCCCCGGGGCCGGGUCCCUGGUGGAGAGCUCCCUGGCCGCGGCCAAUCUCUUCUCGGACUUCGGUGCCGUCAUCCCCAUGGAGACAUACAACUCCGUGUACCGUGGCAUGGGCAACAACUUGCUUGUCCGACUGAACCGCCGGCAAAAGGAGGUUUACAAUCGCCUGGCCGAGUGUCGGAUUGUGGAGUUGCUCGGCGAGGCGGCCGUCGUUCGGGCAUGCCUGAUUCCCGGUACCGGGCCGCCGGGAGCCGCCUCAGCCGGGGCUCUUACCCUGUCCGAGCUGCAGGGGGCCGACUCGGAGCUUGUGUCGCAGAUCGCCUCGGCGGCACCGGUGGCGGCCUCGGCCGCCGCCGCCGCCGGAGCCACCUCGGACACGGGCGAGCCCUCCUCCGGGGCAGCGUCGACUGGCUCGGAGCCUGGCCCUGUGCCCCCGCCCAAGGCAGCAGCCCCCUCCAUGGCCGGGCCCACGGCGGCUCCCCCUUCUGUCUCCCAUCCUGGGGGCAGCAGUGGCAGCGGCGGUGGCCAUGGCUCGCACCCGAAGUUCUACAAGCACGGUGACUCGGUCAGCGGGUCCUCCUCCUCCUCCUCCUCCUCCUCGUCCUCGUCCUCCUCCUCCGGUGGCGGCGGCGGCAGCGGCGGCGGCAGCGGCGGCGGCGGCAGUGGUGGCAGCAGCCAUGGCUCUUCCAGCUCGGGGCCUGGCGCCAUAAGGGGGGCCCCCUCAGCUGGGCCUUCGGCCGGCGGGUCUCCCUCCAUCCAUGAGGCCCGGUCGCCACCGGCGGCCGGUGGCCACGGGGCCUCCAGCAGCGGUGGCCAUGGCGGUGGCUACGGCGCCAUCGGCAUCUGUCUUGAGGCCUAUACCCGCGAGUGCCCGGCCUGGUAUUUCCUGGAGAGUGGGUCCAACUUCCGGGUUCCCUUCCUGAUGGAGCAGUGCCUGUCCUUCCUGGAGAAGAAUGGCCUGCAUACGAGGGGCCUUUUCCGUGAGGCCGGCAAUCAGCGCCGGUCCAACCAGUUGGCUGAGCUUUUCGCCGCGCGCCCCCAGGCGCCGGUGGACUUCACGGCCGGUGGCUUCCAGGUGCAUGACGUGGCCGCCGUCCUGAAGCGGUACAUCCGCGAGUUGCCCGACCCAAUCCUCACUCCCCGGCUACAGGGGCUCUUUGUCCAGGCCAUGUGUCUCACCGACGCGCGCCGGCGCUUCAGCGCCCUGCAGCUUCUCUUGUCCUUGCUCCCGCCGACCAACCGCGAUCUGCUGAAUGCCCUGCUGCUCUUCCUGCGCAAGGUGUCCCUGCAUGCGGAUGGUCCGGCCGGCAAUCUGAUGCAUCCGCGGAAUCUGGCGGUGGUCUUUGCGCCGAACUUCGUCCGGUCGCUGGAGUCCGCUUCGUCCGGCUCGGUGGAGGAGCGCCUCAAGCGCAAUCAGAUUGCAGCUUCCUUCUCGCUGCGCCUGUGUGAGCUGCUCAUCACCCAUUGUCAUGAGCUCUUCAUCUUCCACAAUGUCCGCUUGCGGGAUUAUCCCCUCUCUCGGACCUCCUCGAUGCUGGUGUCCGAAAGCACUCGGCCUCCGGAAGUCAGCCUCGAGGACCAUCUGGCGGCCGCAUCCUCCUCGUCCGUUGCGCUGCCCGGUGGCGGAAGUGCCGCCAGCACCACCGCGCCCCCUCCCUCUCGGAAGCCACUGGCUGUUGAUGCCGCGGGGGCCGCCACUGCCGCGGCCGCGGCCGCGGCCGCGGCCACCGGACAGCAGUCUCCGAUGGCCACGUCGCCGCCGCCCCUGGCCUUGUCCAUGCGUCAUGGGGCUGCUGCUGCUGCUGGUGCUGCGGCGGCAUGCUCCUCCUCCUCCUCCUCCUCCUCGGGUCCGGGUGAUGUCCACUCCGACUAUGACACCAUGCCGGCCCCCCCGUCACCGACCCCCGGAGCCCAGGCUGCCAGCUCCGGUGCCAGCAGCAGCCUGAUGCUCAGUGACUCGGUGCCGGCCGGCAGCUUGGUGGCCGGGUCUGCCUCGGGGCUGGUGGCCAGCGCGCCGCUCUCCACCUCGGUGGUUUCGCUGUCGGAUGCCGUGCGCGCCAAUGCCGGUCCCAUCCUGGCCAUGAGCUUCAACGCCGUGCCGCUCGGGUCCAAUCCGUAUGGCUUCCCCCUGGGGUCGGCGGGGCCCAACACAUCCUGCUUCGGGUGCUAUGGCGAGGUGUGCGGCCGAACGGGCUGUUUCUUCCAGCCGGCGACCGCCACCGCGGGGCUGCCUGCCACCGGUGCCCUUCCCCCCUCGGAGCUGGACUCCUCGGCACUGGAGUCGUCCGUUUGGCGGGCUCGCUUCCCGAAUGAGCCGCUGCCGGUCCUCUUCGAGUGGUGGGCCACUGCUCGGCAGACCCCGGCCGAGUCGUUGGCUGCCUCGCUGGAGCGGCGGGGCAGUUCGUCGCGUGCUGCCGGGGCCCCGACAGCGGCCACCACAGCCGCGGGGGCCCCUGCUCCGGGCGCCCCCGGGAGCAACCUGCCUCCGGGUGUCGACCCGGCCCUCUUGCCGCCGUUGGCCAGCUUUGUAGACAUGCCCCUUGGGCCGGAUCCCAAUGCCUCGCGGGUGAAGAUCGUCCGUGACCUGCAUCGGGUGUACCACUUCGAGACGAGCCAGGCCCAGCUGGGCCCGGCCAUCUUCCAGACCGAUGGCUCGCUGAAUUACGAACUUUGCAAGGGCUUCGAGUUUGAUGGUGACACUUCGAACCUCGUCUUCGGUGACAUCACCACGCGCGAAGCGACUCAGAUCGUCCGGUCGCUGGCUCACGUGCAGAUUGCGCCGACCUCACCAUCCUCGGCGGCGCACAUUGUGGCCUAUCCGUCGAUCCUGAAACUGAUCCCUUCACAUGCCCUGCUGGACAGCAUGAGCCUGUCUGUGGUCGAUGAGGAGUCCGUCGAUCUGCUGGAACUGCUGAACCGCCUGCGCGACAAUGGCGUGACCAAUGCCCUCCCCCGGGGGGCUGGCCUGCCGGCCGGAGCCCGCGGCGGUGGUCUCAAGGUCCAUGCCCGUUUCAAGAAGCCCUCCUCCGGGCGAAGCAUUGUCCGAUCCACCGCGGCCAAGGUGAACCACCUGCUCGGGGGCGGUGGUUCCGGGGCUUCCUCCGGCGAUUCGAAUGGGACUGCCUCCUCUUCGACCUACGAGUAUGUCUUCCGGGCGAAGGAGCUUGUCCAGUGGCUGCGGCAGUUUGGUGCGCCGCCGGCCGCCGAUGCGCCGGCCGGCUCGCCAGCCUCCUUCGGUCGUCCGAUCCCCCUGCGCCAGGCCGAGGCUCUGGCCCGGGCGUUGAUCCUCUGCGGGGCCAUCCUCCAUGCGGUGCCGACGGCCGUUGGGCUUGGCUCCCUGGGAUCCUUGGCCAAGGCCGAAGACCCGAAUGUCGCCGGGAGUGACCCCACGAGUACCGGAGGCGCCGGCGCCUCUAGUUCUUCCUCCGGCUUCCUGCGGAGUUCCCGCUUCCUGGCCAGCAUCCGCAAGGGUGGCUCGAGCUCCUCCUCUUCAUCGCGUGCCGAGGGCGGCGCCGAGCACGACGCACCAGAUGCUCCCAGCGAAAUGGCCGCGAGCGCGGCCGCGGCCUCCUCCUCUUCUUCCUCGUCCUCGUCCUCCUCCUUGGGCUCCGGGCAUGAGGUCCUGCUGUGUUUCAACAAGUUUGGCCUUGACCCCGAGCGCACGAUCAUCGGCUCGCAUCCGAACUCAGUUAUCAUUGGCUGCGCGGCACAGAUGAACACCAUCACCGAUGUGCGCACCCUCAUUUGGCCACCGGAGGAAGAUUUCCCCCCGACCGAGCCCGAGACGCAUUCGGACAUCUGAGUGUGUGCCAUGUGUGCCGCCAUGUGCGUGUGCGUGUGCGUGUGGACGAGUGUGGACGAGUGUGAUCAUCAAUGCGCGAGGGCGCCUCCCCCCCCCCCUCCUUUUGUCGAGGUAUCGCCCCGUUUCCGGGGCAGAAUGAUGCGCCCUUUUUCCAUACUCCCCCUUCCUCUCCCCUCUUUCCCAAGGUGGGCAUGCAUGCCCCUCGCCCUCUCCCUAUACAUAGCCACCAAUAUAGAGCCGCUGUGUGUGGUUGUAUCCUC